Molecule: messenger RNA, 2025 nt
Organism: Peromyscus maniculatus bairdii (prairie deer mouse)
Lineage: Eukaryota; Metazoa; Chordata; Mammalia; Rodentia; Cricetidae
Source: RefSeq, a predicted model, not a curated record
CGGGAGAGCAGCGUGGACGUGUUUCCAUUCACUGUAGAAAGAAACACAAGCGAUUGGCGGAGGAUGAUGAGUGUCCAAUAAGAAAGAAGCGAUUGACUGAAGCUGAAUUCUCUGCAGUUGCUAACGAAUGGGUUCUUGACACACACCAGGGGAUAGACGGUCAUGGGGUAAACGCGUGUCCCGGUGGCCUUCCUGUGCCCAGCAUGCUAGAUGCUGUCUGUGAAGAGAUGGAUCAGACGGCUGCAGAACCACAGUGUGAGCUUCAGGAGAUCGAGGACAGGAUAAUUGACGAAGAUGAAGAGGUUGAAAGUGACAGGAAUGUUAGCCACCUCCCAAGUCUUGUCCUUUCUGACACCAUGAAAACGGGUUUGAAGAGGGAAUUUGAUGAAGUCUUCACAAAGAAGAUGAUUGAGUCCAUGAGCCGACCUUCUAUGGAGCUUGUGCUCUGGAAACCUCUCCCUGAACUCCUUCCUGAGAAACCAAAGCCAUCAUGUAACCCUAAGAACUACGCAGGAGAGAGCCAAAGGAAGUGUGCAGCUGCCAGCACUGCCUUUCCACAGAGAACUGAACUGCUGCUGGAGCCCCAGCACACAGACACGCCACUUUACCAUAGUCUGGAGACCACUGCUAACACAGAGGAAGAGAUGGAGCUCUAGAGACCAGUUUCUGCUCCAGCUUGGCAAGUUCUAGAAGGCUCCUGUGUUCAGUAAUAGCCUGCCUGUAUAGGAGAGGGACCUGAAAGUUUUAUGAAACGGGUGUAAUAUCUCCACCUGUGAUUUGGGGUGGGAAUGUCAUUGUGGGUAGCCAUUUAUUGAAUUCAACUUUUUGCCAAGGAAGCUUAUCUCAAGGGAAAUGCAGUUUUCUAGCAGGCUUAUCCAAGAAAUGUUACAGUCUCUUUAAAGACAACCAUAGACGCUGGAUGUGUUAUGGUGACCAUCUGUCACACUGCUGAAGCCAUUCAUUCUUAAGAUGAUUAUAAAGAGGAAUGCUCCUAAUUGCCACUGCACCCUGCCAGCCAAGUCCUGUAUGAGCUCGCAGUGGGAACUGGGCUUGGGGAGCAGGAGGGCAGAAAGUAAUGGUUCGGUCUCUCGCGGAGCAGCUGACCAGGCAAGGAAAGUCGUGUUGGCGCCAGGUCUGUGUAGCCGGUGUUCCUCAAGCAGUAAGUAGCCCUGGUCUCCUUUAAUGACUGAUGAGCUCAGUUGGUCAGUAACGUUUACACCUCAAUUAACUAAGUAAUUGAUUAAAAGUGUGAGGGAACCCUUCUGUAAACUGCCUGUGAGAGAAGUAUCUUUUCAUGAAUCCUGAGGACAUGCAGUGUCAGCUAAAGCCAGCAUUGAUAGAUAGUUUAAAAAGGGAAGGUUGUAUGUCUAUUAGCAAGUUGAGUUUUUUUAAUGUUGGUUUUGAAAACAAUGAAUUAGCUGAGAAUCAAUGGGCAAGCAUCUUAAGGAGAGUUACUGAAAUAGCUCAUUGUCUGGUGCUUAAGCUGUUGUACAAUAAGCCUAGAAGUUAAUGGAAGAUGGCCUCCUGCCAACAGGAUAUCUUUAGUCUUUUAGUACCCGAACCAGGCUCAAGGUGUUCAUUGGGAAUAACCAGGGUUAAAGUUUUUAAUUUCUCAGGAAGAGCUCUUCAGCAUGGCAGGUCCUGUAAUUGAAGGCUUGGCAAUCCUUCAGCGCUGUAGAGCAGUCUGUGUAAGCUGGGGUGAGUGUGCUGGCCCUUUUCGACAGCAGAACACCUCAUUUCAGUCUUCGUUGUCUGAGUUUCUUCUCCCUUUGUAGGGGAAAAAAGAAAGGUUUAUGCCAAGUAGAGGUGAAUUUUUAGAAACUAGCUUCCAGGCAUUUUUGCAACCCAUGCUGAAAUCCCUCCUGUGGAUGGCAUAGAAGUCACAAGUCUGUUCAGUAGACUGUCUCUUCUCUCGCCUAUUGUUCUUGCUCUCUCUAUUUCUGUCUGGAUGUCAGGAAAAGGUUUAAUGUUUAAUAUUUAAACAAAAUAUUUAUGUCUACACAAUAAAAUUACUCAAGCUUCAAA